Drosophila ficusphila is the source of this 498-nucleotide messenger RNA. RefSeq lists its product as uncharacterized. NCBI's taxonomy places the organism in Eukaryota, Metazoa, Arthropoda, Insecta, Diptera, Drosophilidae. The transcript is spliced from 2 exons. Bases 81 to 398 code for a protein of 105 amino acids. The record is from RefSeq and is a predicted model, not a curated record.
GACUCUUCCAAUCGUCAACUGAAAUUUUGAUACUUUUUAGAUAGCUCUCAACCCAAAUCAAACUAAAUUUCGCCCUGAUCAUGGACCACCCAUUUGGGCAGCGCCACAAAUCGAAGAAAAUCUCCACCAUUAAACAAAAUCUGAGCGAAGCCUUGGAAGCGAAAAGGGAUGCCGUUCAGGCGGAAGAUCAGCCAAUCGUUUACGACUACAUGAAGUAUCCCAGUUACAAGGCCAAGAACAAGCUGGCGAAGUUCGGGAAGGCCAGGAAGAGGGUCUCCUUCAAGACAAUGGUGGAACUGGUGACCUUCACGGACAACUGGAAGAUGAAGACAAGCGAGAGCAAGCUGCGCACCGAGGAGGAGCAGGUCAAAUGCUCCCUGAAGCGUCGCAACUUUUGACAAACUUCGCUAGUGGAUGGUUAAAACUAAUGUCAUUAAAUUUACAUGUUUACUGUAUUUAUCGAUUUAAAAAGUAUAUUAUUUUUCUUAUGUCGGACAA